AUGAACAUCAAAAUUCCGACUCUGAAAACCGACGAACUCCCAAGUUCUGAUGAAAAAAUGCUUCCCGAGGGUCCGUUCCAGAAAAGUGUAAGUUCUGGCUGCUUAUCAUCAAUGGACUGGAUACGUGAUGUUCCAUUGGGACCAAAUUAUCUGAUUCCCGGCAUGGACUUGGGGGACGUUUAUGGGAUGCGAAGAGCAUUCAGUGAGGGAGACAUAAAGACUCUUGGUAGUGGUAAUAUAAGCCUCCUACCAUCCCCAAUGGGGCAAUCACAGAUUAUCGGCAGUUGCACUUCUGAAGGGCGCAAGGAGAAGCUAUCCAGAUACUGGAGCAAGAAGAGUAAGAGGAAUUUUGACAGAAAAAUCAAGUAUGCCUGCAGGAAGGCCCUAGCCGACAGCCAACCAAGAAUCUGGGGAAGAUUUGCAAAGACGGAAGAAAUAGACACGCCCAAGAAGCAAUAA
Fraxinus pennsylvanica is the source of this 459-nucleotide messenger RNA. The record is from the annotation of a GenBank genome assembly. NCBI's taxonomy places the organism in Eukaryota, Viridiplantae, Streptophyta, Magnoliopsida, Lamiales, Oleaceae.